AUGCGAAUAUUAUUCCUAUUUUUAUUGCUAUGUGGUUUGGUGGAAUGUUUGGUGAAACCAAUUUGGAAGACACCAGUUUCAGAGCCGAAUCCAACUCAAAACAUCGAGGUGACUCCGGAUAAAGAGCAUGCAAAUUUGACAAAGGUUAGUGGGCUUAUAGGGAGAAUUGAAACUUAUCCCAACUCCCCCUCUUUAUUUUCCAGCGCGCUCAGCCAAACUACUACACUCGACCAGAGCAAGUUCCUGUGCCAGACUACCGCGGGGCUCGUCAACGUCUCCCCGGCCCUCAACCUAUCCCAGGUUCCGGAUUUUUCCGACCUUUUGCUUGGGUCGGUCCACAACCUCGUCCUGGCAGUCCACAAACCACUUAUUAUAAUCAAGUGCCCAAUAAAUCGCCCUCGUUCCCUCUUCCACCACUUCCCCCUAAUUGGCAACAAUAUCCAGUGCAAAUGAUUUGGAUUCCAGACGCACCUGGAAUUCAGUCGCCACCAAAUGUCGGCUCACCCCAGCGGCCUCCCGUUUACGGGCAAUACGGACCGCCUCCUGCAACCCGGUCGCCUUCUCGACCCUCUGUGAAUCCUUCCAGCUACACAGGAACACCAGUGCAUUCACCUUCCGCUCAGCCAACCGAAGAAGGUUAUGGUGACACCAAGAUUCCGGAUUCUUAUCGUGGUGUAGAUUUGAUGACUGUGAAACCAUAUGGUGGUGUGGAGCCUUUGAAAUACACUGGCUACCCUACACAAGGUCCACAUAAUCCAUACGGAUCUCCAAAUGUUGCGACAUACGGGCCAUCAAGUUAUGCAACUCAACAACCACAAAACCCAUAUGGCUCUCCUAAUGUUGCCACCUACGGACCAUCGAGCAUAGCAACACAAAGACCACAAAAUCACUAUGGUUCACCAAAUGUAGCAACCCAUGGACCAUCAAGUUUGUCAACACAGGGACCAGAAAACACGUAUGGAACUUCACCAAACGCCUAUGAAUCACCAACUUAUCCACCAUCAAACCAGCCAAAUCCCUAUGAAUCUCCAUCAGUUGCCACCUACCCUCCUCAAUCACCCGAGCCUCGUCCAGCUCCCGGACCUUUUCCAACACCAUCGGAAACCAUCUCUCCUCCUCCUGCUUCUCAACCAAAGAAUCCAACAAUCCGUCCAGGUCCUCAAGAAUACGCCACUCCGAAAUCCACUCUUCCAUACGAUGCCGAUGAAACAUCGGAAAUUCCCGAUGACUUGACAACUUCGAAGAAUUCACCAAUUUUCGAGAUGUCGACGAAUCCGUUCGAUGGAAGUUCGUCAAAAACAGUGCCACCAGUGUAUUUGGGACCAGACGAAGAGACUGAUGAUAUCAGCGAUACCACAAAGAAGUGAGUAAUGGGCUUUCAUCAUUCCCCAAAUCAUCUAUUAUUUUUCCAGCUCUUCACCUCCUCCUACCACUUCUUCAUCGUCUUCUGAAGACGAAGACAUGCUCAAAGCAUUCUACCCUCGUCCAGCAAAUGAGCAAGGUUAUCAACCACCAGGCCACCAACCGGACACUCAUAUCAAUGUGAAUUUCAAGAAGCCCAAAGGGUGUACAGGCGAAAUUUGUCAUGGUGUAGAUACAGAUAAGGUAACCUUUUUUUAAAUCAAUUUUGACGACCUUUAUAAAAUUUUUUUCAGAUCUCGUUAUAUAAACCUGAUCGUAAUGAUGAGGGAUCCGGCCCAACUUUGGUGAUCAGCAAUGCGGCAAAAGAUGAUGCUAGCCGAGCUGGCUACCGACCCGCGCAACCACCCGUCGUGAAUCCAUAUAUCCCGCCAAAUCCUCAACCAAUUAACCCGGACGAUUACAAUACACCAUACACCAAUCCACCUUAUCAUCCAUUCCCGGAACUGCGAGAAUAUACUCCAAGCAAAAAUGUUCCCGAGUAUACUACCCAACAAACCACCGUGUUUCCAUCAAGCAAGAUCUUUGAGGAGGAAUCGACAACAGCGGAACCAUUCAGCCCCACCGCCCAAACAGUUCCCUACACCACAACUCCCGCGCCACCUCCAGAAAACCCGCCACCAAAACCACCAGCGAAAUACGAUGAGGGAGAAGAUCAUCCAGAAUACGUUCCACCCGCGAUUGCUCAUAUGACACCGUCCACUCCAGCUGGCAAAAAUCCACCAACAUUUAUCCCGCUUCAUCCGGAAACAUCUACUAAUAAUCCGACGGAGAGAAAUAGCGUAGAGACGCAGACACCAGCCACGGUAACUCGAAAGAUUCCCGAGUUCCCGGUGAAACCAUCUCCUGGCACUGCGCCACCUCAGAUUUUGACUACACCAAUUGUUUCGACUGAUGUGGUGACGGAAGCUUACACAGCAUCAACUGAAAUUGUGACCGAAGCUCCUACAACAUCUGAAGCCUAUACUACCCCAGAAGUCACUGAAGCCCCAACAACAUCAGCUCCAGAAUUCACUGAAGUUUCUAUUGAUCGUGAGACGACGGCUUCAGAUGUUCUAUCCACCACAACAACAGUACCAUCAACAGAUUCCGGAUAUGUGACUUCUACAAUUUCUUUGUCUACAACAACUUCAAGACCAAUUCCAACAUCAAGAUCUGAAUGGGUGUAUAGUACAGAUCAACAACCAUCAUCAUCACCAUCACCGCCAAGAAUCAAUAAUCCAUAUGCGCCACCAGAAGGUGCGCCAAGGGUGCCAAAUCGAGUUAUUGGUGAGUUACCAAUUUUUAUUCCACGAAAAAAAACCUCUCAAAACUUCAGGCAAACCUCGAAUUCUCUGCAAGGAAGAUGGAAUCAGUUUCGAAGUCAAAACAAUUCUACCAUUCACCGGUGAAAUCUUUGCGAAUGAUCGAAAAAGAAUCGAAGAGUGUCAACAAUCUUACACAGAUGAGCCGAGUCCCAAAAUCUUCUUGCCUUUUGAUAAAUGCGGUGUGAAAAAUAUUGGAGAUCAAAUCAAUAGUCGCGCACAAUAUCACAUGCAAGUUGUGCUAAUUGUAGAUCAAGGAAAUGGAACAAACACUCUACAAUCUUUCAUGGCUCAAUGUGUUCAUCAGAAGGUCAAUUAUAACAAGCAGAUUCUUCCAAAACGAAUCGAGGAAGCCUUGGAAGAACUCAAAUUAAUACCUGCCAAACUAGAACAAAAGGCAAGUAUGCCAAGUGUACAAAUGCAAAUUGUAGUCGACGAAGGACAUCAUAAACUAGGGCAGGAAGUGAUGGCCGCCGAUAUUGGAAUGCCUUUAGCUCUCAAAUGGAGCCUAGUUCCAGAAUCUGAUGCAUAUGGAAUGCAUGUGAGAAAUUGUAAGGUCGUGGAUGCUGUGGGAAAAAUUGAUCAUACUUUGAUCGAUGAGCAAGGUUGCUCUGCUGAUCUUCAAAUCAUCGAUCAUCCACAUUACGACACUUAUCAUGAUACGGCUUCUGCGCAUAUGUGGGCAUUCAAAGUUCCGGAUAUGGCAUCUCUUCAGAUCAAAUGUGAUAUCUUGAUUUGUUCAAAUAUCAAGUCAAGUGUUAGUAAUACAACCAGUUGCGAGGAUAUUCCAUCGGUAGGGUUUUUUUUUGGCUAGGUUUACUUUUUUGAGAAAAAAAUCUACCUACGAAAAUCAGAAUAGAUAAGAUCUUACCGGAAGUUAGAUAAAAUCUAAUUUUUUUUUGGGGAAAGCGAAUGAACGGGAUGAUUUUUGAGUUAAAAUUGGAAGAGGGUAUUUUGGCUAACUUGCAUUUUUUACUUAUUCUGAAUCCCUGGACCUCCCAAAAAACAAAAAACCCACCAAAAAUAGAUCCAAUAACAUUUUCAUCUUCAUGUUGCCAAAUAAAAUUGAUAAACUGGGUUUCAACAUUUAUGGGAGGCCAAAAAUUCGUAAAAUGCUGACGAUUCAAAAUAUUAUCUUUCAAUAUUGUUGAAAAUCAGAAAUGGGGAAGAAAUUAAAUGUUUUUUUUGAAACUGAGAAAAAAAGUAGAAAGUUCACGUUCACGUUUUUAUAGAAAAAAAAAUCAAAAUUUUUAAAUUCCUGAUUUUCAGCCCCCAUUUUGCGCUGACGUCGUAACCUCCCCACCAAAUUCAAUUCUAUCCGACGCAAGUUCCUAUGUCAAACCUCGAAGAUCCUACUCCGCCCAAACUUCAACACAAAGUGUAAGAACCAGUAUUUGUCUAUCGCAAAAUUGUAAACCCGCGCAAAAUGUGGAUGAUUUGCGAGUUUGUAUAAAUACCCAACUGGCCACAAUUUCCACCGGAUUCUCGCUGGCAUUUUUGAUGUUUGCGAUAUCUUUUCAAGUUAUUGCAAGAUCAAAAUUCUCCUAAUAACUUAUUUUGUGCAAUUUUUCUGUCAUAAUUAACUAAUUAAUAAAUUAUAUCAUCUUUUCUUAUGUAACAAGAUAAUGUUGAGAGAAAACCUGAUUUGCGCGAUGAACAAGUUUUGGGUUUUUUUUGCUAUAAACUUUUUUGGGAUGAGAUAAUAGAAAUAUCUAGUCUUCCUGUUUUUUUUUCAAAAAAAAAACACAGAUCAAAAAAAGUUUUGGCAAGUUUUUCGAGUUCGGAAGGAAAGUCUGGUAUCAAUGUGACGUUUUUUGAAGGAAAACUUGGAUUUUCAGAUUUUCUUAGCCCAUCCUUCAGAAAUUUCAUUAAAAAUCAUAUAAGAACUCACUUUGUCCGAUCCGGUGAAACCUUCAUCACAUCAAAUUGCAUUUUUUCUGAAAUUGAUCGACCGAAUCACACCAUUUCCUUCUUUGUCCAAUUAUUGGUGCAUCUUUUACCGCUUCAACACUGAAAUAUACAAAUUUCAGCAUAAACCAUUGUAAUUCUCCCUUAUAAAAAGCGAAAUCAAUGAAAAUUUGGCGUCACAUCACAAAAAUAGAAAGUGUAUGGAAUUUAUUUUUACAACGACACUCCGCUUACCCGCUGUUUAGCGCAACACGAGAAUAUUUCAUUUUUCGUUUUUUUCGCUGGGUUUUCAGGUUUCCGGGGAAAACCAGUGGAUUUCAGUCAAAAAUUGAGUUUUUAGAUGUUUUACAUGGCUAAAAUCAUCGCUUCCAACGGAAAAUCCGAGGAUUAUCGAAGAAAGGUGGGUUUUUCUAGAGAAAUACUGUUUCAAUUGAAAUUUACAUGAAAAAUUCAAAUUUUCGGAUUUUCAGCUCGAAAUAUUGAUGGACAAAUGAAUUUCAAUGUCAAUAAUGUGGAAAACUUGGAGGAUUGAGGAUUUAUCAAGGAUUUUGAUUGGGAUUCUCGAAUUUUCGAUGAUUUUUGUGUGAUUUGUGAGUUUUUUUGGGGAGGGAUUUCGAAAAAUAUGAAAAAUUAUGAGAAAAAUUUUUAAAAAUUGAAAAAAGUUAGGCUAACUUAUCAAAAUCUAAACCCAAAAAUACGUGCAAAACGAAAAAAAAAGAAAACUCAGCAUCCCCUGGCGUAUACUCUCAGCAUCCCCUGGCGUAUACUUUUUGCACGAUAGCGUACGCUUUCCCUACACUCUUUCUACGCUUUUCGUACACUUUCCACUUUUCGCGAGUGUAGCUACAUUGUAGGACCGCGUUGCAAUCGCGUUGCGUUGCGGCUAUUAUUUUAUUUUUGUUUUCUAUUUUCUUUUUGGCCUAAAAUUCUUUUCAAAACGUCUAAAGUAGAUGAAAUGAUAGUUGAAUUUCAUCCAAAUGGAUUCUAGAAGUUGAGUAUGAUAAUUGAAGCGAUUAGAAAUCUUUUUUGUCAAAAGAAGUAUCGUUUUUUCAAGAAAAAUCUUGGAAUAAUUUUGAAAAAUACGGAAUUUUCUUCAAUGAGACUUUGAGAAUCAGAGUUAAUCGAUAGUUAUCAGUCUUCUUAUUCUCGUUAUUAUUGUUUUUACACCUGAAUGAGUUUGAAACUUGUUGAAUUACAGAUCACCACCCGAAAAACUCCUGGAACUUGCAUCAUCGUGGCAGCAAAAAGGAAAGAGAAGCUUCUCCGGAGGUCUCCUCAAGCUCGAGGAAAUGAUUUUGAAGGUGAGUAUAUAUAAAUUAAAUACUUGGAAGACUAGGAUUUCGGAACCCUACUGGCCAAUCGCCUGUCAAACAUAACUGAAAGUUGGCUGAUAAAUUCUUGGAUCUUGCUACAUCUAAUAGCUCGAGCUACAUCUUAUAACUAUGAUAAGUAGCAGGUCUGCAAAUAGAACUGACGACCAACUUUCAAUAAACUAGUAACUAUUAGGCAUUUAGCUCAGGGAAGAUAGCCUAUACAACCUCGCUUUUUUCUGCAUGAUUAUUAUGAGUCUUGAGCAUCUAGAAAAUAUCUAGAAAACUGAACAUCAUCCCAUUUUUCAGGUUGACACCUGA
Caenorhabditis angaria is the source of this 6262-nucleotide messenger RNA. Lineage: Eukaryota; Metazoa; Nematoda; Chromadorea; Rhabditida; Rhabditidae. The record is from the annotation of a GenBank genome assembly.